AUGAAAAUUUGGAUUCUUCUUGGAUUGGUUUGCUCCGCCCAGUAUUUAUCUGCGGCUAGCAUUGCAUCUGACUUGAACGCUUUACGACAACAGUUUGCCAAUGCAGCUUCUGCCUUUGGAGGCUCAGCACCACCAGCUGUAGAAGAACCCGUUGCUACACCUGAGGAACAACCCGCAUCCGAGCCGGUAUCCGCAUUCAGCAAAUUUCUAUCAAAGAUCAACUCUGAACCAAAAGUAGACACAGCAACAAAUUUGACAACCAGAGUUCAAAACCAAGCCAGGAGCUAUCCUUACAGCUAUCCACCAUCUCCUUAUGGCGGCUAUCCAUCUCCGUAUCCAAGCCCUUACCAAUCGCCGUACGCACCCGUAAAUCCAUCCUACCCACCAAGUUACUACAGCGAUCCUAAUAACAGGCUUUAUAACGUCUUUCCCGAUGGCACUCUAUAUGACCAGGCAACUGGGCAAUAUUAUCCAAGGGAUCAGCGAGGAGAGGCUCGUAUUCCCACUAACACUGGGUUCGGUGCACCAUACUACAUCGUAACACCAGAUGGAGGAACCUUUGUAGAGGAGAAUGGUGUCCGCUACAAGAUAGAUGAUGACGUCAGUGCCGACGGAAACCGAUACUACACGGACGCAGCUGGAAACCGAUUUUACAUCAACGCUAGUGGUGGAAAAGUCUUCACCCCAACCACUACCCAGGGGCCAAAAUAUAUCGACCCUACUGGUAAACAGUACAAUGUACAGCCUGAUGGGUCUUUGAUCGACCCCACCACCAACCAAGUGUACCCACUCAAUGGUUUAGGUGAAGCUUCAGUACCCAAUACCAGCGGAUUCGGUGAUCCUAACUAUACUGUUGCUCCUGAUGGUUCAGCUUACGUUACGCAAAACGGUAUCAAAUACAAAGUGGAUGACCAGAUCAGUCCAGACGGCAACCGGUACUACACCGACUCUCUUGGUAACAGAUUCUACGUUGACGCCAACGGAAACAAAGUGUAUCCACCCAAUCCUACCACCCAAGGCGUCACAUAUUAUGUCGACCCCACGGGCAAACAGUACAUCGUGCAGCCCGACGGUACUCUAAAGGACCCCACCACAAACCAGAUUUACCCAUUGAACGCCCAAGGUGAACCUACAGCUCCUAACACAAGUGGUUUUGGUGAUCCUAACUAUGCUGUCGGUCCUGAUGGUUCUUCAUACGUUACGGAGAAUGGUAUUAGAUACAAAGUUGAUGAUCAAAUCAGUCCGGAUGGUAACCGAUACUACACCGACGCUGCAGGAAAUAGAUUCUACGUCGACCCAAACGGUCUGAAGAUUUACGUCCGACCAGACGGAGUUAAAUACUACACCGAUCCCAACAACGGAAUCGUCUACUACCAGAAUCCGGACGGAACAAUUUACUACACUGGUUCAAACGGAGUUGUAUACUACCAAGAUCCGACCAACGGAGAUACCUACACCAGAGACGCAGCAGGCAAUACUUACCGUACUAGAACCGAUGGUAGCUCUUACAUCCAAUCUGCAAACGGUUGUACAUACAGCGUCAAUGGAACUGUAACAACUCUUACGUCAACGACCAAUACCAGUUGUCCGACUUCAUUCUCUGGCACCUCGCCAGAAAAUGUGACUUACACAUAA
Molecule: messenger RNA, 1635 nt
Organism: Lottia gigantea (owl limpet)
Lineage: Eukaryota; Metazoa; Mollusca; Gastropoda; Lottiidae
Exons: 4
Coding region: 1-1635 (544 amino acids)
Source: RefSeq, a predicted model, not a curated record